Neomonachus schauinslandi (Hawaiian monk seal) is the source of this 1038-nucleotide messenger RNA. RefSeq names its product probable tubulin polyglutamylase TTLL1. Gene Ontology annotation, biological process: protein polyglutamylation; microtubule cytoskeleton organization. Gene Ontology annotation, molecular function: tubulin-glutamic acid ligase activity; tubulin binding. Lineage: Eukaryota; Metazoa; Chordata; Mammalia; Carnivora; Phocidae. The record is from RefSeq and is a predicted model, not a curated record. Gene Ontology annotation, cellular component: cilium.
AUGGCAGGAAAAGUGAAAUGGGUCACAGAUAUCGAGAAGUCAGUGCUGAUAAAUAACUUUGAAAAGAGAGGAUGGAUCCAAGUGACAGAAAAUGAAGAUUGGAACUUUUACUGGAUGAGUGUGCAAACCUUCCGAAACGUUUUUAGGGUCGAGACGGGCUAUUGGCUCUCAUCAAAAAUAGUCAACCAUUUUCCGAACCACUACGAGCUGAACCCGAAGGACCUGAUGGUGAAGAAUAUUAAAAGAUACAGGAAGAGGCUGGAGAAGGAAGGGAGUCCUCCAGCAGAAAAAGACGAAAAUGGGAAAUACCUCUAUCUGGACUUUGUUCCGGUCACCUACAUGCUGCCCGCCGACUACAACCUGUUCGUGGAGGAGUUCAGGAAAAUCUCCCCCAGCACCGGGAUCAUGAAACCUUGUGGCAAAGCCCAGGGGAAGGGCAUCUUUCUGAUCAACAAGCUCUCGCAGAUCAAAACGUGGUCCCGGGACAGCAAGACUUCUUCGUUUGUGACUCAAUCUACUAAGGAAACCUAUGUGAUCUCUCUCUACAUUAACAACCUGCUGGUCAUUGGCAGGAGGAAGUUUGACCUGCGCUUGUAUGUUCUGGUCUCUACGUACCACCCGCUGCACUGUUACAUGUAUAAGCUCGGAUUUUGCUGCUUCUGCACAGUGAAGUACACCCCGAGCACCAGUGAGCUGGACAACAUGUUCGUUCACCUUACCAACGUCGCCACUCAGAAACAUGGGGAAGACUACAACCACAUCCACUGGGGCAAGUGGACCGUGAGCAACCUGCGGCUCUACCUGGAGAGCACCCGAGGCAAGGAGGUGACCGGCAAACUGUUCGAUGAGAUCCACUGUAUCAUCGUGCAGUCGCUGAAGGCCGUGGCGCCCGUGAUGAAUAACGACAAACACUGCUUCCAGUGCCAUGGGUACGAAAUCAUCAUCGACGACAAGCUGAAGCCCUGGCUGAUUGAGUGUUUCAGAGAGAUACACAAUCCAAUGACAACUCCUAUAUUAAAACGCAGUAGAGAACUCUGA